AUGACAAGGAUAAAACCUGUUUCAGCUGAAGAUUCAAAUCUAGAAGACCUCAAGCGCCUCAGCAAAAGUAAUAUUGAUAUCUCAGGAAUAAUGGAGAAUGAAGAGCCAGGACAACCAUUGCCUCGGAAACAAAGUGACUGCUCCAACUAUGACUGUGAUAGCAUAACAAACCAUCAUGCUUUCCUAUCCAGCAUCCACUCAACAAUGUUGAAUGAAGAUGCAGAGUUUCCCCCAACAAACACUUCAAGCACGUUGGAUGUUAAUUUGGGGCGAUUUGAAUUUGAAUUUGAAGUGUCUGAUUUCUUCCUCUUUGGUUCACCUCUCGGUUUGGUGCUGGCUAUGCGGAGGACAGUCCUGCCCAGUCUGGAAGUCUGCCAAGUACAUCCAGCCUGCAGUCAAGUUUACAGCCUCUUCCACUCAGCUGACCCUUCCGCCUCCAGACUGGAGCCAUUAUUAGAGAAUAAAUUCCAUCUUCUGCCUCCCUGUACCGUACCAAGGUACCAGAGAUAUCCCUUGGGAGAUGGAAGAUCCCACCUCUUAGCUGAUACACUCCAGUAUCAUAGCAGCCUGUUUGCUGAAGACAGUUCUGCAAAGUCAUCCUUCAUGCAAGAGACUUUAGCACUUCCCAAUGCUGUACAAGGGAAAAUGCGAAGAGGGGAGCCUGGGCAGCAGCAACACAACAUAGCAAACAUAACUUCCAAAUGGUGGGGAGCCAAGCGAAUAGAUUAUGUUUUGUAUUGUCCGGAUGUCCUCACAGCCUUUCCUACAGUGGCUUUGCCACAUCUCUUCCAUGCCAGCUACUGGGAAUCAACAGAUGUGGUUGCUUUCAUUCUGAGACAGGUGAUGAGAUUUGAAACCAUCAACGUCAAGGAAAGCAACAGUUUGGAUCCAGUGACUCUCAGCCCUUCAAAUCGAGAGAAAUGGCUGCGCAAAAGGACCCAAGUCAAGCUAAGGAAUGUAACUUCAAACCACAGAUCGAAUGAUGUCAUUGUUGCAGAAGAUGGCCCUCAGUUGCUAGUUGGCCGGUUCAUGUAUGGACCACUUGACAUGGUGGCUUUAACAGGAGAAAAGGUUGACAUCUUCAUUGUGACCGAACCUUCCUCUGGACGUUGGGUCUAUUUUGAUACAGAAAUCACCAAUAGUAGUGGUAGAAUCUCAUACAACGUCCCCAAAGAGAAAAGACUUGCUGUUGGCGUCUAUCCUAUUAAAAUGGUAGUCAGGGGAGAUCAGAGUAGUGCCAUAAGCUACUUGACUGUCCUUCCUCGAGGAAUGGAGUGUGUCGUCUUCAGCAUUGAUGGGUCCUUUGCUGCCAGCGUCUCCAUCAUGGGCAGUGACCCUAAAGUCAGAGCCGGAGCAGUUGAUGUUGUCAGGUAAA
Messenger RNA from Pantherophis guttatus, 1375 nucleotides. The record is from RefSeq and is a predicted model, not a curated record. Lineage: Eukaryota; Metazoa; Chordata; Lepidosauria; Squamata; Colubridae.